Daldinia caldariorum is the source of this 1743-nucleotide messenger RNA. Its product is annotated as Ppx/GppA phosphatase family-domain-containing protein. Lineage: Eukaryota; Fungi; Ascomycota; Sordariomycetes; Xylariales; Hypoxylaceae. Gene Ontology annotation, biological process: regulation of transcription by RNA polymerase II. The coding region runs from base 1 to 1743 and encodes 580 amino acids. The record is from RefSeq and is a predicted model, not a curated record. The transcript has 3 exons.
AUGUCGUCAACUACUGAUAUCAUCACACUUGAGAACUUUGCAUCUACGAUGCCACCAUGGGACCCCAACCUCUCCAACCACCUCUACGCCCUAGUCGACAUGGGAAGCAAUGGUAUUCGGUUCUCCAUCUCAGAUUUAUCGCCCCCGCAAAGUCGUUUUCUCAGAUGUAUAUAUCGCGAGCGCGCUGCUAUCUCUUUAUUUGAUGCCCUUCAUAAGUCGGCUUCAAGCGGUCCUUUGACAUUUUCUUCAGAUGUUAUCGCACAGGUGUCCAUGACACUAGCUCGGUUCAAGUCUAUCGCUAAUGACUACCGGGUACCGAUGGAACAUAUUUCUGUAUUCGCUACAGAAGCUAUGCGGAAGGCUGAAAAUGCAGCUGAGAUGCUGGACGCUGUUUUAGAGAGUUCAGGACUUAGUGUUUACGUGCUAGCGCCAGAAGUCGAAACUCUGUUCGGCUCUAUGGGUGCGAGAAGCGGCUUUGACACAGUGGAUGGGCUGUUUCUUGAUUUAGGGGGCGGUUCGGUGCAGAUGACUUACUUAAACUCUUCUCUCGAUGACUACGAAAUUGUAGCUGCGAAAACGGGAAAGAGUCUGCCCUUUGGAGCUGCCAAGCUGAUGAAGGUCCUGGAGAGCGAUGAGGGAGAGGCCCAAGUCGCUGCGGUGAAUAGUCUGCAAGCGGGCAUGCGAGAUGCCUUCGCCCAGCUCCAACAGCAGUUCCCGCCGUUAAGGGAGACGCAGAUCAACCAAGGUAGUAGUGGUGUCGACGUCUUCCUUUGUGGCGGUGGAUUUAGGGGCUAUGGUAGCCUUUUGAUGCAUAUAGACCCCAUUCAGCCGUAUCCGAUCCCCACGGUUGGAGCAUAUACUGUCAAGGGCUCAUUCUUUAGCCAGACUGAACAUAUGCGCAAGGUUAAUGCUGAAUAUGAGGCCAAAAUCCACGGCAUGUCAAAACGGCGGCGUCAGCAGUUCCCGGCAAUCGCCACGGUUGUGGAGGCACUCGUUGCUGCCGUUCCUCGAAUCCAUACGGUAACAUUUUGCAGUGGCGGUAAUCGAGAGGGUGCUUUGUUUAUGAAGCUCACUAAGCCCGUGAGAGAGGAGAACCCCUUGCCACUUCUCCAUCAAGGUAAUAGCACGAAUUUAGAAUCGGUCAUUCAUACUCUGCAAUCGUCAUUACCGGACAAUCUCGAUUCCUCUCAUAUCCCGACAAUAUUCACUUUAGGACUUGGUCCGCUCUUCGCCAGCAGUAUUUGGGCUCGCAUUGGAGAAUCAAACGAUGCCAAUGCCGCAUUUGAGUUGCACCAGGCUGUAAACCGCGACCCCAGUGCGCCUGGUCUCAGUCAUUUAGCAAGAGCUGUCUUGGGUCUAACUCUUUGUUACAGAUGGGGAGCUAGCCUCGGUCCCUUUCACAAAAUGCUACAAGUCAACCUUCAAAGACUUGUCAACCAAUCGAAUCCCGAGGCUAACUUCUGGGCGGAGUAUCUCGGCGCAAUUGCCAGACUGCUUGCUAUGCUUUGCCCGGUAAGCCCAGAUUCUGCGGAUAAACUCAUAAAGGUCGUCAAAUUUAACUCAACGAUGAAAACGACAAAGAAGAAAACCAUAGUUCAGCUAACAGUUUCGUUAUCUCCCGCUACUUGCCAAGCUCUAGAUACGGAAGAGCUGGUUAGCAUUUUCAAGAGUGUUGGGAAGACGGCAGACACGGUAGACGCGACCAAAAUGAAAGUCGAGCUCACGAUUCAGAGAGGAGCUUGA